CGUCAUUGUCAGCGUGAAUUGAAGCGGCAAUCGUUACGAUGAAUUAAUUAAGUUAACUUAAAGACAAUCUCACAACAGAGAUAAAAUAGUCAAAUAUUUCUAAACUUGUUAUAGAUAAAGCGGAUUGUCAAAUGUGCGUGCGUUAUUGAGUUUUUCAUUGAGUUUUUCCAAUGUCUAGCGAAGAAGCAGCCAACAAAAGAGAAAAUGAAAUGGUUUUGCCAGAAAUUGUUGGAAAUAAAUUUCUAUACUUUGGAUUUGGGAGUAAUUUACUGCUGAAAAGGAUCCGUAUACAAAAUAAAACUGCUGUCCGCAAAAACAUAGGGAAAUUAAAGGACUACGAAUUAGAUUUCUACACAAAUUCGACACGAUGGCAAGGUGCACCUGCUACCAUAGUUCCAAGAUUGGAGAAAACAGUAUGGGGCGCAGUAUGGGAAAUCGAUUUGAAUCACAUGGAUGAUUUGGACAAACAAGAAGGGGUUGACCAAGGAGUUUACAUUCCCAUUAGUGUUCCAAUUGAAACGCCAGAUGGCCAAACGUUGAUAUGCCGAGCUUACCGUCUGACCAAAUUACCGCCAGAAUUACGUGAAAACGAACCUAUUCCAUUUGAUAGACAGCCAUCCAGCACUUACCUUAAAACUAUAAUUAAAGGUGCUAUCGAAAGUGGAUUGCCAGAAAAGUAUAUUGAAUUUUUGAAACAUUUCAAGCAUAACGGUAACACAGUUGAAAGUAUUGAAAAGGACUUAGAAUUAUCUGAAAUUGUGAUAUAAAAUGACGUAAGGAUACAGAAUGGAAUGACAUUCAAGUCAAAAUAUAUAGAAAAGCGAAUAAAAA
This is a messenger RNA of Hermetia illucens (black soldier fly), 831 nucleotides long. Its product is annotated as gamma-glutamylcyclotransferase-like. Gene Ontology annotation, molecular function: gamma-glutamylcyclotransferase activity. Lineage: Eukaryota; Metazoa; Arthropoda; Insecta; Diptera; Stratiomyidae. The coding region runs from base 171 to 767 and encodes 198 amino acids. The record is from RefSeq and is a predicted model, not a curated record. The transcript has 4 exons.